AUUUCCUUAUCUCUUUCUCCAGUUUAAAAGUCAUCCAAUUGCUAUUUCCCCGCAAAAACAAAAGCUUAUAUUUUCAUCGCGCACGAAAAGACAUCUUCAAUCCUUCAACGCACACAACAUUACAUACCUAGUUAGCUAGCGCACCCCUCCAUCCACUUCAACCAGCAGCACACACAUACACAACCUUUUCCUCAUCCACCUCCCUCAUACACCAGCACAAUGCCCGCCCCCAAAGCCAAACCCUCCCGCGCCAUCACCCUCGCGCACCUGAAAACGCUCCUCACGCGCGUCGGCGGCACCGUGUCGGGCACCAAACCCGCGCUCGCGGCGCGCCUGCAGCACGAGCUCGCGGCGCGCCGCCUGCGCGACGGCAGCACGCGCGUGCUCAGCGUCGACAUGGGCAUCAAGAAUAUGGCGUUUUGCGUGUGCGACGUCGAGGUUGGGGGUGGGUCCGGGAAAGGAGCAGGGUCCAGAAAGGGAGCAGGAAAUGGAGGAGGUGCAGGAGCAGGCGCAGACGACGUACGCAUCGAAGUUGUAGCAUGGAAGCGCAUAGCCGUGCUCGACACAGCGCAGACAUCCGACCCCACCACCACCGCGGCAGCGAGUCCGCUCCCGGCCGCCGAGGGCGCGGACGCGUUCGUCCCGUCCAAGAUGGCGGGCAUGGCGUAUGCGGUGCUGACGCAGCUGCUGCUGCCCUAUAAGCCCGCUACUAUUCUCAUCGAGCAGCAGCGCUAUCGCAGCCAGAACUCGGCUGCGAUUCAGGAGUGGACGUAUCGCGUUAAUAUGCUCGAGGGCAUGCUGUGGGCGGUGCUGGAGACGCUGCGGCGGGAGCAGGCGAGAGCUGCGAAAGCUGCCGCGAAAACUACAGCAGCAGCGGCAGCAGCACCGACAGCAGCAGGGGGAGAGGGAGGCAGCGCAGAAAGCGAGGCAGGCAAGCCGCGGCGUGGGCGCAAGAAGAAGGAUGCGGUGGCCGCGGAGCACGAACAAGGGCAGCAGCACGAGCAGGCCUUCCCCGCCGUCUUCGCCGUCAGCCCCUCCCGCGUCGGCACCUUUUGGAUGGACACGCCCGCAGGCCAACACGCCGCAACGACGCGUCCGCGGCGCACCCGCUCCAGCGACCCGGAAGAGGAAGAAGAAGUCAACGAAAACGACAACAACGACGACGAGGAGCCCGCAGAGCCCACCCCUCGGAAGAAGAGAGCCGCUAAAGCCAAAGGCGGCAAGAUAGAAAAACGGGACAAAAUCGCCCUCGUAGCGCACUGGCUGCAAACCCUCAGCUCACCCACAGCACUACUCUCUCAAACAACCACCCAAACCCCACCAGAAACAGCAGCGCCCCCAGCCUCAGCCCCCUUCCCCGACGCCGGCCUCACCCUCGCAUUUACGCACCAAGCGGCAGCCAUGCGCGCAGCCUUUGCGCGCAAGCAAGCCUCCUCGCGCAGACGCCCGGCGUCAGCCUCAGCGUCUACGCAGCUAGCGCCCACGCUCGCGGCCGACAGGGACGCGGCCAAGCUGGACGAUCUGGCCGACUGCUUGCUGCAGGCGGCGGCGUGGGCGCGGUGGGAGGCGAAUCGGCGGGGGAUGGUUGGGCUGGGGGAGGGAGAGCUGAGGGAUCUGGCGGAGGGGGUGUCGGGGGGUGCGGGUGCGGGUGAGGCUGCGGGUGAGGCUGCGAUGGAGGGGGAGGCUGAGGCUGUGGCUGUGGCUGUGGCUGUGGUUGGGAAGGCGACGAAGGCGAAGAAGGCGCAGAAGGGGCGGAAGGGGAAGAAGGGGGCGUGAGUGCGUACCCCAGGUAGCUACUUAGUGCUGGGUGAGGGGUGAGCGUUGCUGCUGUGGCGAAGAUCGCGACGCGACGCGACUCUCGGAAGCUACACUCGGGACUGGAUUGCAUUGGAGGGGAAAGAGCGACAGCGGCCACCGAGGCUGUGCAGCGCAGUGCCGGCUAUCCUCAUCAGCAACACCACAGCGACAUGCGCGCAGCCCGUGCAACUGCAACGCCCCCGUCCCGUCCCAUUUAAAGGAAGGAAGGAAGGCGGAAGGAAGGCAGAAAGAAGGCAGAAAGA
This is a messenger RNA of Aplosporella prunicola CBS 121167, 2060 nucleotides long. RefSeq lists its product as uncharacterized. Gene Ontology annotation, molecular function: Y-form DNA binding; flap-structured DNA binding; crossed form four-way junction DNA binding. Gene Ontology annotation, cellular component: mitochondrion. The record is from RefSeq and is a predicted model, not a curated record. Bases 220 to 1776 code for a protein of 518 amino acids. The transcript has a single exon. Lineage: Eukaryota; Fungi; Ascomycota; Dothideomycetes; Botryosphaeriales; Aplosporellaceae.